This is a messenger RNA of Hyaena hyaena (striped hyena), 6111 nucleotides long. Its product is annotated as nascent polypeptide-associated complex subunit alpha, muscle-specific form-like. NCBI's taxonomy places the organism in Eukaryota, Metazoa, Chordata, Mammalia, Carnivora, Hyaenidae. The transcript has a single exon. The record is from RefSeq and is a predicted model, not a curated record. The annotation marks the transcript as partial.
GUUUCCUGUGAGGCAUGUUGUACCAAGUUGGGCUGCAUAACUCACCUUUGUUUUUUUCCUUCCCUUUCCUUCUUUAUUCCCCUUUUUUGCUUUUCUCCUCUAGCUGUGCUUCCUGUGUCUUCAGCCUUGAAUGUUACUGCUGCCUUAGGGCAGCCUGAAUCUACCCUUCCCCCUCCUUGCCCUCAGGCUCCCCAACAAUGCCCUCUGGCAACCCCUAACCAGCCUUCCCCAUUCCUUUCUCCCUCUAGUGUUGCCUCAACCCCUUUUGCAGCUCCUUUUCCUCAGUCAUCCUCUGUGACAGCCCUGCCUUUAGGAGUUGCCCCUUCCCCCACUGACACCCCAGCUUUCCUACCAAACCUACUAGGGCCUCCCAUCUCCCCAGCUGCCUUAGCUCUGGCCUCUCCCAUGAUAACUCCAACGCUGAAAGGUGCCCAUUCCUCUUCAGCUCCCUUGGCUCUGGUAGCCUUGGCUCCCCACUCAGUUCAGAAGAACUCUGCUUAUCCACUUAACCCUCUUAGUUCACCUUCUUCAAUUGCUGUGACUGAGUCAGGGUCAGUGACAUCUCUGUCAUCUCCCAUUGCUUCCUCAGAACCAAAGACCUCACCUAUUCAAGACCCCUUACAAGUAGACCCUCCACAAAGUACCCCCAUCCCUCCAGGUAUAGUCGGCACCGUUCCUUCCCAUCUUGGGACUCCAUUGGCCUCUGUUCAGUCUGGAGUAGUGUCAUGUCCUCAGAUGCUACCCACCACUCCCCCGACCAUCACUCCCCCUCAGUUCAAAGACAUCCCUGUUUCUUCAGCUCUGACUUCUCAACAAAACACUGAAAGCCUCAGCCUAAAGGGACCCGGUAGUUCACCUGCUGCCGUAUCUGUUUCUAUCCAGUCUACUACAGUGGCUCCCAACAUCUCUCCAGUUUUUCUCCCUUCUCUAGGUUCUCAUCCUGCACCUUUACAUCCGAGUUCUCUUGGUUCUCCUGUUCAGCCCUUAGGUCAAACAGGCCCUAAUGUUCUGUCACGUGCUAUAGUGGAUGCCACUUCUGUAGAUCAUUCUUCCAUAGGGGCCUCUUACCCUGCUCAGAGAUCUGUAAAUCCUCCCCCUCCUUCCAGAAAUGAGAUGGCUUCUGCUGCUGUGGCUGCUUUUCCAGUGGGGGCUCGAGAUUCCCCUAUGGCUCUUUCUGUUGACAAAAAUCCUUCUGCUGUCACUGGCAUAGCCUCCUGCAACCCCUCUGGUUCAUCAAAUGUAGCUACCUCUUCUCCAUUAUCUCCUACAGCCUCUCUCAUUCUCAAAGGCUCUCCUGAUGCUACUCAUCAUCAGCCUUUGGUGGCCCAAAUUCCUGUUUCUCCAGGGAGUCCAAGCUUGAAAGAAGCUCCUGUUAGUUCUGUUGGAACCACCCCAUUUAUUAUGGCUAAUCCCUCUACAGUUUCUGCAGCACCUGCUACCUUUGAGAUACCUACUUAUAUCUCUCCUCCAAUUUCAUCAAGUCCCAUAAGUAGUAAGGACGCCACUUCCCAUACUGCCCUGGUUAUGACUCCUGUGGCUCCCAAAGAGCUUUCUGCUCCUCAAGUAACAACCGCUCUGGGAAUACCAGUCUCUCCUCCUCUGCCAGCCCCUGAGAACCCCAAAAGUCUCCCUGCAUCAGUAUUGGUAAAGUUACCAACACAAAAAGAUCUCCAAACCGUACCUGCCUCUGUUGUUGGAGCCCCUGUUUCACCAGUCCAGGCAGGAUUCCCUAUCAAGAAAGACCCUACUCUAAUACCAUUGGCCCUGGCAGUCCCUAAAAAUCCCCCCUCUUCCCAAAGUACAUCACCAUUGGAGAUAUCUCUUUCUCCUGAAGCCACCUUAGCAAAGAAAAACCUUGGAGAUCCUCUCCCUGUAGUUACGCCAGUCAGUACUAUUCCCUCUCCUAUAGGUGUUAACUCACCAAUUUCUGUAAUUAAGACAGAUCCUUAUGCAAGCCCAGACCCCAGUAGUCUGCUUCCCAAAAGUUCUCUCCCUACUCCAACCAUAGCUACAUUUCCUGCUGCCACUGCUGGGGUGACUCCUAACACUACAGCCAGUCCUUUCCUAGGAGCUCUCUCUUUGGCUCAUAAAAGCCACCCAGAGGGUAGUUCCACUAUUAGUAUUUUACCAUCUGUUCCUCCAGCCUCUGAAAGUUGCCCUAUGGCUCCAACUGUGACUUUAUCCCACCAGAAUGUUUCUGCUUUUCCAGCUGCCAUGGCACUGGCCCCCGAAAUUCCCAAGUCUGAGCCCUUUCCCUCUCUUCCUCCUCAAGGUGCAAAGAAAGUUCAUGGUAUUUCUCAUACCUCGGCAGUGGAACCUGUGGCUUCCUCUCCUGAAGGGCACCCAGCCAAGGACUCUGGUUCUUCUGUUAAUGCAUCUUCUCAAGGAACUUCCCUAGUUGACUCCCCAUCUCCUUUAGAGACUAGUGUGUCUCCCCAAACUAAAAGACGUCCAACCAAGAAGGGUUCAACUACUUCUACUACCCCAACUCUUUCUAGAAGUGUACCUGCUAUCCCUGAUGUUCCUGCUGGAAAUCACUCAUCUACUAUUUCUCCAGUUGAAGCUUCCUUUCUUCCAGAGGCCAAUCUUUCUUUUCAAGCCCCUAAAGGGUCAUUGGCCAAGAAGCAUUCCCCCACUCCAUCCCCCAAAGAGGCCCCAGAUACCCCAUUUCCCAAAGAGGUUUCUACUCCCCCAGCUGUGGCUCCUCCCACCCCCAAAGGGGGCCCAGCAACCUCAUCCCCUAAAGAGACUUCUGCUCCUCCAUCUAUGACUCCUUCCUCCCUCAAAGAGUCCCCAGCUAUCCACCCUCCCAUAGGGGCGCCUACCCCACAAGCUGUGGCUCCUGCAUCUCCCAAAGAGUCCCAAGCAACUUCAGCCCCCAAGAGAGCCCCGACUGUGGCUCCUCCCUCCCCCAAAAAGUCCCAAGCAACUCCAGCCCCCAGGAGAGCCCCAGCUACUCCAUCUCCCAAAGGGACCUCUGCUGCCCCAGCUGUGGCUCCUCCUUCCCCCAAAGGGGGCCCCGCAAUCCCAUCCCCUAAAGAAACCUCCACUUCCCCAGCUAUGACUCAUUCCUCCCCCAGAGAAUCCCCAGCUACCCAACUUCCCAAAGGAGCUCCCACUACCCCAGCUGUGGCUCCUGCCUCUCCGAAAGAGUCCCAAGCAACUACAGCCCCCAAAGGGGGCCCAGCAACCCAAACCUCUGAAGAGACCUCCACUCCCCCAGCUAAGACUCCUUCCUCCCCCAAAGGAGGUCCAGCAGCCCCCUCCUCUAAAGAGACCUCCACUCCCUCAGCUAAGACUCCUUCCACCCUCAAAGGGGGCCCAGCAACUCCAUCCUCUAAAGAGACCUCCACUCCCCCAGCUAAGACUCCUUCCUCCCCCAGAGGGGGCCCAGCAUCCCCAUCCUCUAAAGAGACCUCUACUCCCUCAGCAAGGACUCCUCCCUCCCCCAAAGGGGGCCCAGCAGCCCCCUUCCCUAAAGAGACCUCCCCUCCCACAGCUAGGACUGCUUCCUCCCCCAAAGCUGCCCAAGCUCCCAGAGGGGCCCUGAUCCCUCAAGCUGUGGCUCCUGCCUCUCCCAAAGAGCCCCAAGCAACUCCAGCCCCCAAAAGAGCCCCAGCUACCCCACCUUCCAAAGGGACCCCCACUCCCCCAGCUGUGGCUCCUCCCUCCCCCAAAAAGUCCCAAGCAACUCCAGCCCCCAAAAGAGCCCCAGCAACUCCAUCUCCCAAAGGGUCCCCCAAUGAACCAGCUGUGGCUCUUCCCUCCCACAAAGAGUCCUCAGUUACCCAACCUCCCAAAGGAGCCCCCACUCCCCCGACUGUGGCCCCUCCCUCCCCCAAAGGAGGACCAGAUACCCCACCCCCCAAAGGAGCCCCCACUCCCCCGACUGUGGCCCCUCCCUCCCCCAAAGGAGGACCAGCAAUCCCAUCCCCUAAAGAGACCCCCACUCCCCCAACAAUAACCCCUUCCUCUGCCAAAGGGGCCUCAGCUGCCCCAUCUCUCAAAGGGACCUUUACUCCCUCACCUGUGACUCCUUCCUCCCCCAAAGAGUCUCCAGCUACCCCAGCCUCCAGAGGGACCUCAGCAACUCCAUCCCCCAAAAGAGCCCCAGGAACCCCAUCCUCCAAAGGAACCUCAGCAACUCCAUCCACCAAAAGAUCAUCAGCUACCCCAUCCUCCAAAGGUGUCCCCACUCCCUCACCUGAGAUUCCUCCCUCACCCAAAGAGGCCUGUAUAUCUCCAGUUUCAGUUACAUGUCCCUUGGGGUCCGUUGCCCCUCAGGCAUCUAAAGGCCUACCAAUGAAAGGUCCCGCAGCUCCAGAAAGCGUGCCAGUUGUCACAGCUCCCCCUGAGAAAGAUCCAUUGGCCAAGAAGAGUUCUGCUACUCCACCUCCUGUGUGCUCAGAUCCCUCAGCCAAGAAUGAUAUUAAAGGACCCCUUUCUACAAUGGCUCCAGCUUCUCUACUGACAGUCUCUGCUCAGAAAGCCUCUUCUCCAAAGACCCUCCCUGUUUCUCCGUUAAAAGGCAAAGAUUCUUUUCAUUCCCCAAAGAGCCCUUUGGCUCUUCCUCCUGAAUCUGUGACAUCUACCCCUCUAGCAGCAGCUUCCUCUGAGAUGGUCCUUCCUAAUGCUGGAUCAGCAUCUGUCUCUCCAGCACCCACCCCAUCAGUCUCUCUGCCUCUCGCUCCCUCCCCGGUUCCCCCUCUGCUUCCUAAACAGCAAUUUCUGCCGUCCUCACCUGGGCUGGUGCUGGAAUCACCCUGUAAGCCCUCAGCCCCUGCUGAUGAGGAUGAGCUGCCGCCUCUGAUUCCCCCGGAACCAAUCUCGGGGGGAGUGCCUUUCCAGUCGGUCCUCGUCAACAUGCCCACCCCUAAACCUGCUGGGAUCCCUGCCCCAACCCCCUCUGCCAAGCAGCCUGUUCUGAAGAACAACAAGGGUAUUUGCCUUGGUUUGCUGUGUGCAUGGUGUGUUGCCCACACCCCUCCUGGGGCCACCCACCAAUACUAACCCUAGGAUGCGCCGCUCCAGUGUAUCUGCUUGUGUUUGGACAUAGAACAUAGAAUGAUACCAUUUUAAAUGCAAAAGCUCUAGGUAUAUGAAACAAUCUUGGUUUUCAUCACCUCAGAUAGUCUGUUUUGUAUCAUCUUGUCUAAUGUCCAGGCCAACCCUGGAUCUGCCGUCUUUUUUACCUGAAUGAUCUGACAUUGAAAACCAAGACCUGUUAGAUCCUUUAAUGUGCUCUAAUCUCUGCCACAUGACUAACUUUGUCCCUGGGCCUGGGAUUUGCUAAAAUGUUGGGAAAUACGGAACUAUUUGCAUUUCUUUUUACUUCUUAGAUUUAGUAAUGACCAGUGCCCAAGGGACUCCCUGUCCAAGACCUUUUCCUAGCCUGAGAAUGGUGCAGGUGUAUGCUUUCUUCUCUCAGUAGUCUUUAUUGAUGCUUGGCCUUUUGAUUGAGGUAAACUUAAAAUGCGUGAAUUCUAUUUGGAAAAUGGGAGAGGUUACAGGACAGGAUCUAAAAGAGGUGAGAGAACUGUAGGUUGGCAGUCAUUGAGAAUCUUUGAGCUAUGAUGAUUAGACCAAAUUGCUUGGGUAAGUGGUUUAAAAAUAAGGCUAAAUGUGUGUACACAACUGCUUCUGGCCUUCCCCAACCCAGUCAGUAUAAAGGAUAAGGGGAAAAUGUUCUCUCUGGCCUGCCUUCACAAUGUGAACUUACUGCUUUUUCACUUAAAUGUAUCUGGAGAUACCUUGUCUGCCAGAACCUCUUUGAGAUGGUUGGGUGAUUGGGUAGAAUUUGUAGUUAGGUAGGUCAUUGGUAUUUGCCCGUUCCAGUAAGUAAAGACCUUGAGAAAGGAAGCAGUUACGGUUUAUAAACUGCUUGGCUGUAACUAGUACUUACCUCUCAUUUCUGGGGCUGGGUCUUUAAUGGAUGUGUACACACUAGUUUGUGACUAGGUUGAAGGCUUUUGAGCUGGCUUCACACAAAUCAGUUGGUUUACACUUAACUUUGUGAGGUCUAGCAUAAGCCAGUGAUAUCUAGUCCAGGCAGACUAUGGUAAGGUGCCUCCUCCUUAUAAUGUAGUAUAAAAUAGUAAAAGUUAUUUGUCA